This is a messenger RNA of Heteronotia binoei (common prickly gecko), 2233 nucleotides long. RefSeq names its product ras homolog family member T2 (gene RHOT2). Bases 84 to 1877 code for a protein of 597 amino acids. Lineage: Eukaryota; Metazoa; Chordata; Lepidosauria; Squamata; Gekkonidae. Gene Ontology annotation, molecular function: GTP binding; GTPase activity; calcium ion binding. The transcript has 18 exons. Gene Ontology annotation, cellular component: mitochondrial outer membrane. The record is from RefSeq and is a predicted model, not a curated record. Gene Ontology annotation, biological process: small GTPase-mediated signal transduction; mitochondrion transport along microtubule; mitochondrion organization.
GCCUCUCUGUGUUCUAACAGCGCCCCCUUGUGUCUGUUUUUCCCCCUCCCUCUUGCAGCCAGGUGGGGAAGACCUCUUUGAUCAUGGCCCUGGUGGGUGAGGAAUUCCCAGAAGAGGUGCCCCCACGGGCAGAAGAGAUCACGAUCCCAGCAGACGUCACCCCCGAGAAGGUCCCCACCCACAUUGUGGACUAUUCAGAAACGGAACAGACGGAAGAAGAGCUUCAGGAGGAGAUUGCCAAGGCGAACGUGGUCUGCAUGGUGUACGAUGUGACGGAGGAGUCCACCAUCGACAAGAUCCGGACGAAGUGGAUUCCCAUGGUGAACGGCAGUGCUGAAAAGGGCUCCAGGCUCCCCAUCAUCCUCGUGGGAAACAAAUCGGACCUGCAGACGGGCAGCUCUAUGGAACCCAUCUUGCCCAUCAUGAACCAGUUCUCGGAGAUCGAGACCUGCGUGGAGUGUUCAGCGAAGAACCUGAAGAACAUCUCUGAGCUCUUCUACUACGCCCAGAAGGCUGUUCUGCACCCGACGGCCCCGCUUUACGACCCGGAGGACAAACAGCUGAGGCCGGCGUGCGCACGAGCCCUCACUCGGAUCUUCAAUAUGUCUGACCAGGAUAACAACCAGAUCCUAAGCGACGAGGAGCUGAAUUAUUUCCAGAAGUCCUGCUUUGGGAAUCCGUUGGCCCCGCAGGCACUGGAGGACGUGAAGAUGGUGGUGUGGAAAAACACAACGGACGGAGUCCAAGACAACGGCCUGACGCUCAAUGGCUUCCUCUUCCUCAAUACCCUCUUCAUCCAGAGGGGGCGCCACGAGACCACGUGGACCAUCCUGCGUCGCUUUGGCUACGACGACGCUCUGGAGCUGACAGAUGACUAUCUGUGUCCGCCGAUCCGGGUGCCCCACGACUGCUCCACCGAGCUCAAUCACUUUGGCUACCAGUUCUUGCAGAAGUUUUUUGAGAAGCACGACAAGGACCGCGACGGAGCCCUCUCCCCUGCGGAGCUGCAGAGCUGCUUCAGCGUCUUCCCCUACAUGCCCUGGGGGCCCGAGCUCUACCACACGGUAUGCACCACUGACAAAGGCCUGCUUUCCCUGCAUGGAUUCCUCUGCCAGUGGACGCUCGUGGCCUAUCUGGACGUCCAUCGGUGUCUGGAACACCUGGGUUACCUGGGCUACCCCAUCUUCUCUGAGCAGGAUUCUCAGGUUCAUGCCAUCACAGUGACCCGGGAGAAAAGGACCGAUUUGGAAAAGGGCCAGACGCAUCGAAACGUUUUCCUGUGCAAAGUGAUUGGGUCCCCGGGAGUCGGCAAGUCGGCCUUCCUUCAGAACUUCCUUGGGAGGAACCUGGUGGCCCAAAAGAAGUCCCCCGGUGGGCAGACGGCCUAUACAAUCAACACAGUGCAAGUCAACGGCCAAGAGAAGUAUUUAAUACUGCAGGAGAUGGAGGCAGAGGUGGAGUUCACAAAGGUGUCCGAUGCCUCUUGCGACGUAGCCUGCUUGCUGUACGACGCGACAGACUACAAGUCUUUCAACUACUGUGCCAGUAUUUAUAAGCAACACUACAUGGACGGCCAGAUCCCUUGCCUCUUCGUGGCCGCCAAGUCGGAUCUACCGCAGACGUCGCCACUACGGGGCUUCUCGCCAGCCGAGUUCUGCUACAAGCACCGCCUCCCGCCGCCACUCCAUUUCACCUGCAAUGCCCACGGUGCCCCCAACUCCGCCAUCUAUGCCAAGCUGGCCACAGCCGCUACCUUCCCGCACCUGAACGACAUCGACUUGGGAGCCGCCUCCUUCUGGAUCCGGGUGGCCUUGGGGGCCACGGUGGCCGCCGUGGUCGGGGUCACUCUCUACAAGGCCAUGGCAAAGAACAAGUGAUAGAAGAAAGGGAGCUGGAGCCCUCCACUGUUCCUCUGCCCGUCUCGGGAAAAAACGGCUUCGUUUCUCCCGGACGAGAGGGAGAAAUGGGGAGGGAGAACUUGAUGGGAACUGGAAGAACUAACUCAUUUCCCCUACCCCCCCUCCCUUUCCUCCGCACCACCGCGGUGGGAGCAGGAAGACCACCCUAGCACCAGCAGAAAUAGCCAACGAGUCGUGCUGCUGGCGGGGGCAGAGGCUCGUCUUCAUUUCCAUCUCCCCUGUAUCUUUCCCACACUCAGGGAGUGCCCCCCAUACACAACCUUACCAGCGCUUCAGGUACCCCGUAAUACACUCUGCUGCUAGACGCAUCUCGA